AUGAAGUUCCUUUUGGGCCUCUUCGCCAUUCUGUUUUGUGCCAAUGCCGCUCUCGGCCUUACCAUCAUUUCCCGCAAGGAAUGGGGUGCUGCUCCCUCAACCAGCACUCUGGAUAAAUUGGCCAAUGGUAAAUCGUAUGUAAUCAUCCAUCACACUGCCGGUGUUUAUUGUACCACCAAAUCCGCGUGCAUUACCCAAAUGAAGAAUAUUCAAAGCUAUCACCAAAAAACUCAGGGUUGGGCUGAUAUUGGCUAUAAUUUCCUGAUUGGUGGUGAUGGCAACAUUUAUGAGGGACGUGGUUGGAAUGCUGUUGGUGUUCAUGCUUCCGGUUAUAAUUCGCUGUCUUUGGGUAUUUCUUUUAUGGGUAACUACAAUAAUGACAAGCCCACUGCUGCCCAAAUUAAGGCCGCCAAGAAUUUGUUGGCCGAAGCUGUUUCCCGGGGUCAAAUUAUUGCCAAAUAUACUUUGUAUGGUCAUCGUCAGGUUAGUGCCACUGAAUGUCCCGGUACCAAUUUGUGGAAUGAAAUUAAGACCUGGCCCAAUUGGAAAACUAAAUAAAUUAGG
Messenger RNA from Musca vetustissima, 564 nucleotides. RefSeq names its product peptidoglycan-recognition protein SC2-like. Lineage: Eukaryota; Metazoa; Arthropoda; Insecta; Diptera; Muscidae. The record is from RefSeq and is a predicted model, not a curated record. Gene Ontology annotation, biological process: peptidoglycan catabolic process; innate immune response. Gene Ontology annotation, molecular function: peptidoglycan binding; N-acetylmuramoyl-L-alanine amidase activity; zinc ion binding. The coding region runs from base 1 to 558 and encodes 185 amino acids. The transcript has a single exon.